This is a messenger RNA of Sphaeramia orbicularis (orbiculate cardinalfish), 2542 nucleotides long. It is a transcript of the gene pcdh2a1, whose product is annotated as protocadherin b. Gene Ontology annotation, molecular function: calcium ion binding. The record is from RefSeq and is a predicted model, not a curated record. The transcript has a single exon. The coding region runs from base 152 to 2539 and encodes 795 amino acids. Lineage: Eukaryota; Metazoa; Chordata; Actinopteri; Kurtiformes; Apogonidae. Gene Ontology annotation, biological process: homophilic cell-cell adhesion. Gene Ontology annotation, cellular component: plasma membrane.
GUGUAGGACAAAGAUUGCAGAUUUUGUCUUUUCUUUUUGACAUCAGUUUAAGAGAUUUUUUUUUAAAUAAUUUGGUGGACUUAAAGUGACCUAUAGCCCAAUGUUUUGACGUACUCUGGAGUAUUUUUUAUGUUUUUUUGAAGACGAAAGGAUGCAUUUCUGGAACACUGUCUUUAUCCUGUGUGCAUUAUGGCCCACUGCUUUGUCUGUGACGCGGUACUCUAUAGCCGAAGAGAUGCCAAGAGGCUCUGUUGUGGCUAAUCUUGCUGCAGAUUUGGGACUGGAGCUCGGAGGUUUGGCGCAACGAGAGGUAAAACUUGACAUUUUCCACAACAAAAAAUACCUAGACGUUAAUAAAAAGACAGGGGAGUUGUAUAUCGUGGAGAAAAUGGACAGGGAAUAUCUUUGCCCUGCAAAACCUACCUCCUGUUUUCUCAAGCUUGAUGUUAUCAUAGAAAGCCCUUUACGUAUAUUUAACAUUGAGCUUGGUAUAACAGAUAUAAACGACAACGCUCCUCAUUUUCGAAGGGACCGGGUAGAACUAGACGUUUCUGAAUCUGCAACACCAGGAGAGAGGUUCUCCCUGCCUAAUGCUGUGGAUCCAGAUGUCGGUAUUAACACUAUAAAAACAUACAAACUCAGCGCCAGCGAGCAGUUCACCAUAGAAAUUCAAACGGGCAGUGAUGGAACUCAGUAUGUUGAUUUAGUCUUGACCAAGUCUUUAGACAGAGAAGAAAAAGCUGUUCAUAAUUUAAUUCUGACUGCUAUAGAUGGCGGGGUCCCUGUACGCUCUGGAACUGCGAAUAUUAUCGUUAGAGUACAGGAUACAAACGAUAAUCCUCCUCGGUUUGACAAACAGACAUAUGCAAUUAACAUGACAGAAAAUUCACCCAUUGGAACCGUAGUGAUGAAACUAAACGCCACAGAUCGUGAUGAGGGUCUCAAUUCAGAUAUAGUAUAUUCAUUUACGCUUUACACGUCAGAAAAAACGCAAGACGUCUUUGCGCUCAACCAAAACACAGGAGAGAUAACCGUAAAGGGAACGAUUGACUACGAAGACAUGAAAUUUUAUGAGAUGCACAUUGACGCCAGGGACAAAGGGGCGCAGCCUUUAUUAGGGCAGUGUAAAGUUGUUGUCCACGUGACAGAUAUGAACGAUAACUAUCCCGAAAUUACCAUUCAGUCUGUGAAAAACACAGUGGAUGAGAAUAUCCCGGUAGGUAGUGUCAUAGCACUAGUGGAUAUUAGUGACAGAGACACAGGAGAGAAUGGGGAGGUAAGUUUAUCCAUAAGUAAUGACAUGCCCUUUAUUCUUAAUAAGUCCUUAGACAGACCAACGCAUUACAAACUUUUAGUGUCUGAACCCUUAGAUCGAGAAAAAACCCCAGAAUAUGAUAUCAUAUUGAUAGCAACAGAUGCAGGAAAACCACCUUUAUCCGACAAUGAAACUAUAACUCUGCAUCUUUUAGACGUUAAUGACAACGCGCCACAGUUCCCUCAGUCAUUUUAUACUAUACGUGUAAUGGAGAAUAAUGCACCAGGAGCCUUGCUCAGUUCUCUCACUGCGUUUGACCCUGACCUCCAUGAAAACCAGUAUCUGGUUUAUUUCAUCCUGGAGAAGGAGAUAGCCAACACCUCCAUGUCCAUGCUGUUCUCCAUCAACCCAGAGAACGGGAACCUUUACGCACUGAAAACCUUUGACUAUGAGAUUGAGAAGGAGUUUCUUUUCCACAUUGAGGCCAGAGACUCUGGUUCUCCUCCUCUCAGCAGUAACGUGACUGUCCACAUCAUCAUUGUGGAUCAGAACGACAAUGCUCCUGUUAUUGUGUCUCCGUGGCGAGCCCACGGCUCAGUGGUGGAGGAAAAAAUCCCCAGAUCCACCGAUAAAGGCUCCCUGGUUGCCAAGGUGAUAGCCUUGGACAUAGACUCGGUGCACAACUCUCGGAUUACCUACCAGUUUCUCCAGGUGACUGAUGUCAACCUGUUCAGUCUGGACCAAUACAACGGAGAGAUCCGGACCAUGAGGAUGUUCAGUUACAGAGAUCCACGCCACCAGCAGCUGGUGGUCGUUGCCAAGGACAACGGACAGCCUGCUCUGUCCGCUACAGUCACCAUCAAGCUGUCCACAGUGGAGACUGCUGUGAAGGCCUAUUCUGACAUGACUGAGGUGCCUCUAGAAUAUGACAUCUUCUCAGACCUCAACCUGUAUUUGGUCAUUGGUCUGGGCUCAGUGUCAUUUCUCCUGCUCAUCACCAUAUUGGUCACUAUUGUGCUCAAGUGUCAGAAACCCAAGGCCAGUAAAACAGCUCCUCCCUGUAGGAACAGUGUGAUCAGUGAGAGGAACUCCACCAUCGCAGACUCCACCCUGGUGUCCAACGAUGCCUACUGGUACAGUCUGUUUCUAGCAGAGACCAGGAAAGGAAAGCUGGUGGUUAGACAGCCUGUGCCAAAGGGCUCCAGAUACAUUGUGUCCAGUAUACCGAGAAGCACAGGAGUGACUGACACUAGUGACUCUGCAGCUUCUACUCUACAGGUAUGAGAA